Messenger RNA from Chrysoperla carnea, 1990 nucleotides. RefSeq names its product protein lifeguard 4-like. Gene Ontology annotation, cellular component: membrane. The transcript is spliced from 5 exons. NCBI's taxonomy places the organism in Eukaryota, Metazoa, Arthropoda, Insecta, Neuroptera, Chrysopidae. Gene Ontology annotation, biological process: negative regulation of apoptotic process. The coding region runs from base 137 to 892 and encodes 251 amino acids. The record is from RefSeq and is a predicted model, not a curated record.
UUGACACUUGGCAACUUUCACCAUAAUUUUUUGAAGUUCUCUUGGAAAUUUUUGUGAAAUUUGGAUAUUAUUAUCCAGAAUAUAUUUUUGGAAUUAUAAUAUAUAACGAAUACAAGUAUAUGCAAAUAAAAGUACAAUGACUACUGUUCCAUUAAUAUUAAACGAGGAAGAUUGUGAACGAGGUGGAAAAUUAGAUUCUGAUAAUGAGGAAAGCAUUGAGAAUGAUUUCAGAUAUAGAAACAAUGUUUUGAAUGCAACCAAAGAGGUUCGAAUUGCUUUUAUACGAAAGGUUUAUGGAUUAUUAAGUACGCAAAUUUUAUUGACUGUUUUUGUAUCUGCGGUUAUUGUUACUUCUUCAAAUGCUAAAUUAUUUGUACAACAAAAUGAUUGGUUGUUGACAGUUGGUCUUAUUGGAAAUCUUAUCAUAUUGAUUCCAUUGAUUGUAUGCCGAAAAGAAUUUCCAACAAAUUUGAUUCUCCUAGCUGUAUUUACAAUUAUAGAGGCUUAUACAAUUGGAACAAUUGUUACAUAUUUUGAUCAAUUGGUUGUGCUUCAAGCAUUAAUUAUUACAUUAGUAAUAUUUGGUGGAAUUACAAUUUAUACGCUACAAUCGAAACGGGAUUUUUCAUUCCUUGGUUUUGGAUUAUUUGCUGGUUUGUGUGCACUUUUCAUCGGUGGAAUUUUACAAAUAUUUAUUCAAUCGUCUGCGCUAGAGCUAUUAUUUUCAUGUGCAGGUGCCUUUUUGUUUAGUUUGUUUAUUUUAUAUGAUACGCAUAUGAUGAUGGAGAAAUUAUCCGCUGAAGAAUAUGUUUUAGCAACAAUUAACUUAUAUUUGGAUAUUAUUAAUUUGUUUUUGAACAUAUUACGUGUUUUACAAGCUACACGCCAAUAAAUUUCUUCUUUAAAAAUAUUCAACAAAACCUCCCCACUUUGUUAGAUUUAUUUUCAUUUUUUUGGUGGGAUUAGGCUGAUCAAGUUUCUAAAUUAAAACACAAACUUCUAGCUAAUUAUUUUAUACCCCGUGUGAAUUUUUAACCAUUUUACUAAAACUAUAUUUGACUUAAAAUAAACCUUCAGAAAUUUCGAUCACUAUUCGAUUUUUUCCUUCGGUUAGUUUGUUAUAUUGAGAAUUGAAUUUUGAUUAAAUUUUAGUUUGGGGAUGGUAGAAAGUGGAAAAAAAAGGAAUAUUAUAAAAAUUUCAAAAGAUUAUUCAAAACGUAUUCAGUUUAAAACUUUGCAUUUUUUUCACUUCAUCUGCAAGAAGAAUUUUACUAAUUCCUGUAGAGGGAUUGUGUUUACUCAAUUUUUAGCAUUGGAAUCGAAGUUUUAACAUGUUUACACAGGGUAUAAAAAUUGAAAAUAGCACGAUAUUAAUAUGAAGACAUUCGUCUAAAAUAAUUUAAAUAAAAUUUAUAAUGAUUUUCUUUGAAUAUUAAAAAAAAAGUAAAAUGUUUAUUGUAAUAAAAAAUAUCUAGCGACCUUUUAUUGAAAACUGUUUUAGUCAAACACUUUACAGGUGUUUUGUAGAACUCAACUUUGAGCAUUUGUGGCGCUGUAUUAAAGUCUUAAAAUCAGCUUUUUUAAUAGAUGAAUAUUGCGCUUUUAUUUAGAAGCUGCGGUCGAUUUAUUGUUCUACGUUGAGUUCUGUCACAUCUAGCAUUAUAAGUGCAUUUUCAGCAAAUUAAUUAUUAUUAAAUUUAAUUAAAAAGCACUCAAAAUGUUGUUAACAUUCCAAUUUAUUAGAAUGAAAUCACAAACGUAACAAAUAAAUGUAGACUGUUGAUACAAUACUGUAAUUUAGACAUCCCUAGAUCUUGGAACUAACCAAGUAUUGACGACCAUUAUUGGUAGCAUUAAGAAAAUCAUUUAUUCAUUAUCAACUGUUGCUGAGAUUUGUUUGUUAUCUCUAAAGUUCCUAUGAUCUACGGUGAGAAACACUCUCAGUUUAUAUUUAUAUACGUCUGUGAAAUAAAAUUGUAAUAUUUGUUGU